ACAAAUCCGAACCUUUCAACUCACUGUUCUACGGUCUUCUCGUUCCCUGACUCACAUCAUGAAACUCGCUGUGACGGGAUGCACGGGGGACGUUGGCAAACGCGUCGUGAUGGUCGCCCUGAAGCAGGGGCAUUCGGUCGUUGGCAUAGAUCACAUCGCUCCGAAGGACUUGCAAUUCACCACGGAUCUAAACUUCAAGUUCGUUCAGGCGGACCUCCGAGACUACGAUGAGACAUUGAAUGCGAUACGAGGAUGCGAUGGGGUUGUCCAAUUAGCGGGAGUGCGAUGGCCCGCAGACUAUGUGGCCACUACUCAUAACACGAAUGUAGCCAUAACGUGGAACGUUCUGCGAGCGGCAGCAGAGCUAGGGAUUAACAGGGUUGCUCAAGCCUCCUCCGUCAAUGUAAUCGCUCUCGUGUUCAGCGUGCAACCACGAUUCAAGUACUUUCCUAUCGAUGAGGAUCAUCCUGCUGAACCGGACGAGCCAUAUGGCUUGUCAAAAUUGAUUUGCGAAAUGCAGGCGGACACGAUCGUGCGGCGAUAUCCAUCAAUGCGUGUUGCCAGCAUUCGCUUACACUGGUCCGUCCCGACACGCGAGGCAGCAACGCGCGAUGAUCCCGCGAGAAGAGCCAAGGAUCUUUGGGGCUGGGUGCAAGAAGAUUCCGGCGCGGAGGCAUUCCUGCUCGCGGUAUUCGGGGAGAAUGGCAGGUGGUCGGGUCAUGAGAGGUUUUUCGUUGCGGCGCCCGACAUAGCAACAAACGAGGAGACAGUGGAGCUGAAGAAACAAUUUUGGCCGGAUGUUCCGAUUCGAGAUGGGCAUGAUCUGAGCGGGAGGAAGGGCUUCUUCGACUGCUCGAAAGCGGAGCGGCUGCUUGACUGGGUGCACAGGGUGCCAUGAGUGGAGGUUACGAUGGGUGAAGGAAUGUUUGCAGCUAUGACAUGGAUUACCUCUCGGAGUUGUUUCCUAGAAAUCUCUGCUCGGAAUAGAAUCUCAUCAUCCGUACACUUGCCAUCGAAAUAUUGAUUGAUCUUUUCAAAUCGUGUGGCUAUGU
Messenger RNA from Fomitopsis serialis, 1052 nucleotides. RefSeq lists its product as uncharacterized. NCBI's taxonomy places the organism in Eukaryota, Fungi, Basidiomycota, Agaricomycetes, Polyporales, Fomitopsidaceae. Gene Ontology annotation, molecular function: oxidoreductase activity, acting on the CH-OH group of donors, NAD or NADP as acceptor. The record is from RefSeq and is a predicted model, not a curated record. Bases 59 to 898 code for a protein of 279 amino acids. The transcript has 6 exons.